Molecule: messenger RNA, 1818 nt
Organism: Pomacea canaliculata
Lineage: Eukaryota; Metazoa; Mollusca; Gastropoda; Architaenioglossa; Ampullariidae
Product: sorcin-like
Exons: 10
Coding region: 166-936 (256 amino acids)
Molecular function (GO): calcium ion binding
Source: RefSeq, a predicted model, not a curated record
CAUACGGGCUUCCUUGGAGUCCAGUUGUUUACCUCCCGAGCGAUUGCCUUCAGACAACUUUACAGUUUUCAUAUUUUGUUAUAAACUGUGAAAAAAAAUUAGACCAGAUAGAACAGAAUCUUCUUGAUUACGGCUUAUAGAGAGUGUUUAAUUGGCCUUGAGCACAUGAUGUAUGGGGGAUACCCAGCAGACAUGCAGAACUUCCAGCAACAUCAGUAUGCAAUGCAGCAGCAGCAACACCAAAUGAUGAGGCAGCAGCAAAUGGAACGCUAUCAACAUUGGCAGCAGCCAAGUGACUUCUAUGGCCAGUAUGGACAGUACUACCAAAAUAAUGUCUUUAAUGUGCAGGCUUGGCAGGCAUACCAGUUUGGCUCACCAAAUGACUUGCAGGCAGUUUUCACUAGUGUUAUGCGUAACAAUGCAGAAAAUGUUAUGCGAAAUGCUAUACAAGCUGAAGAUCUUAUGCAUGUGCUGAACAACACACCAAGUAUUAAAAACUUUUAUAAAAUAAACUGGAGUCGAGAAAUGUGCAGCAUAAUGCUUGCGAUGCUGGAUAGAUCUAGAGAUGGCUUCAUGCAGUGGGAAGAAUUCCUAGAGUUACAGCAGUGCCUUGUGGCCUGGUAUCAUGUGUUUUGCCAACAUGAUGCAGAUCGGUCUGGAUUCAUUGAUUCCUCUGAACUAUACCGUGUCAUUCAACAGCUCUUUGGGUAUCGGAUCCAGCCCAACACACUGACAACGAUACUGAAGCGCUAUUCUCGAGUAGUUCCUCCCAACAGUCGCUAUAUUGUUGCCUUUGAUGAUUUCGUGGCCCUCUCUGUCCGACUUCGAUCUUAUACAGAUGCUUUCAGAAAACGUGAUGCAAGAGAACAUGGGGGAGAAACAGGAACCUGUCAAUUCCAUUAUGAUGAUUUUCUGCAGUGUGUCAUGUGUCUAUAGCAGUAAUGGAAAUACCUCGGUACUGCUUUACAAGCCGUCAAAAAUGCUGACCUUAUGAUAUGAAAACAUCAAAAAUUCUGUUGCUAUGAUACUUGAUGUACUUCAAUUUUUUUCAAACAUUAAGUUCGGGUACACCUGCACCUGAAAUGAAUGACAAAAACAAUAAAUGUUGAACAACAUAUUUCUUUAUUAUAAAAUAUUCCUUAUAAUGUCCAUGAAAAUAGCGUUGAAUUCUUUGAAUUUUGUUUCAGCUUCCACUUUAAACAUAUUGCAAUAUUCAUUGCAAUUAUGAAUCUAAUUUAUACAUCUAUCGAUACCAUUUUUCUUUUUUACCUAUUCAUGGUGUUCUUUUCUGAAAAAACAUGUUUGGUGAAAGAGACUGUAUACUUACAUAUGUGUAUUUAAAAGAGAGAGAGAGAGCAUGAAAGUGUGCGUGUGGUGAAUGUAUCCGUGUGUGUGUGUGCCUGCAUUUGCAUCCAAAGGAAGGUGCAUGUUUUGUUUUGUUUUAUUUUUAGUCUAAGACUCUACUUAUUUUCAGCUUUCAGAGCAUGGUGCAGAUUUAAUGGAUGUAGUUUAUGUAUAUUUGAAGUUUUGCUAUGUUUCUAUCUUAUAAGAUUUCACAUUUUUAUUGCAUUGGCAGAAGAUGAGGGAAGUUUGAGAAGAAAAGCCAGAUGUUACAUGUAAACAUUCUAGCAUAAUAUGCAGCCAAUGUGAAAGAUUAUAUUACUGAUAAUUGAAGUAACAAUCAUGUAGAUCAUACACAGAUGAAAGAAGCUUGCAUCUUCUAGCUUAUGUACAUGCUAUUCAUAUUGUUGUUCCUUGGUAUGUUCUAUGUAAACAGUCAUAAAGUGAGCAGUAAAAAAUAAAGGUGGAAACUGUUUU